AUGUGGUUCUCUAAAUCAAACUUUCCAAUUGAAGGAAAAACUGCUAUCAUCAUUGGUGCAUCUCAGGGUGUCGGUGCAGAUAUUGCCUCCAAGUUAUAUUCCAAAAACUGUUCAGUUAUUCUAGUUGCAAGAACUGAAUCAAAACUACAACAACAAGUUAGUAGAAUUAAAAAAGAACAUUCAAAAUCAACUGCAAAAAUUAGUUAUUCUGUAGCUGAUGUAUCUAAAUAUGAAGAAUGUGUUAAUUUAUGGAAUUCAAUUUAUCCAAUUGAUCCAGAUAUAAUAUUCUGUUGUGCUGGGUCUUCAAUUCCAAAACUAUUUCAAGAUUUAACUGAACGUGAUAUUAAUCUGGGUAUUGAUAUUAAUUAUAAAACAGCAAUUAAUAUAGCUCAUACUGGAUUCAAACAUGUUUUAGAAAAACAUUCAAAUAAAGAUCAUGAGUUUAAAAAAAGACAUAUCAUUCUUUUCAGUUCAGUGGUUAGUUUUUUCCCAUUUAUUGGAUAUUCUCAAUACGCUCCUAUGAAAUCAGCACUUGAAUCAUUAUCAAUUAUAUUACGUCAAGAAUUAUCACCAUAUAAUUACCGAGUAUCAUGUGUAUUUCCAGGUAAUUUUCAGAGUGAAGGAUUUGAAGAAGAACAAAAAACCAAACCAGAAAUUACCAAAAAAAUUGAAGGUCCAAGUAAUCCAAUUCCAGGUGAUGAAUGUGCAGAAAUGAUUAUUGAUCAAUUAAGUAAAGGUUACGAUACAAUAACUACUGAUUUUGUUGGUUGGGUUCUUGGUACAACUUCUUUAGGAGUAUUUUUACCAAGACAAUGGGGAUUCUUUCAAGUAAUUAUUGGGUUUUUCAUUCUGUUAAUUGGACCAAUAGUUAAUUGGGUCAUUAAUAGAGAUAUUCAAAAUUCUAUCGAUAAGAAAAAGAAAGAAUAG
Candida tropicalis MYA-3404 is the source of this 927-nucleotide messenger RNA. It is a transcript of the gene KSR1, whose product is annotated as 3-dehydrosphinganine reductase. Bases 1 to 927 code for a protein of 308 amino acids. Gene Ontology annotation, molecular function: 3-dehydrosphinganine reductase activity. Gene Ontology annotation, cellular component: endoplasmic reticulum membrane. NCBI's taxonomy places the organism in Eukaryota, Fungi, Ascomycota, Pichiomycetes, Serinales, Debaryomycetaceae. The transcript has a single exon. Gene Ontology annotation, biological process: sphingolipid biosynthetic process. The record is from RefSeq and is a predicted model, not a curated record.